Messenger RNA from Microbotryum saponariae, 2100 nucleotides. NCBI's taxonomy places the organism in Eukaryota, Fungi, Basidiomycota, Microbotryomycetes, Microbotryales, Microbotryaceae. The record is from the annotation of a GenBank genome assembly.
AUGAGCAGCUACGCAGCCCCGAGGACGACCCGCUCGCGCUCGUCGACGGUCUCGUCCGCGUCACGCGAGCCCAUCCAUGUCGCCGCUGCACCGCUGUCGAUCACCGGCGCUUCCACGUCAAGUCGCUCGCUCACUGGCACGAACGGCAGCAACGUGGCCUUGAACAGACCGCUCGGAUCGAACGUGGUCGCCGACAAGCUGGGUCGAUGGAGUGCCUCCCCCGAGCAUGGCAGGGGCAGUCCGUUGCAGCUCAGUACGAGUCAGCACACGCUCCGGACGAUCCGGGGCCCCAAGACUCCGGCCACGAGCAGCGACGACGACGACGUCAACGGGUACGACCACUCCGCUCGCGGCGAUGUGGACCCGUACAAGAGAGGUAACCCGAAAUUCGUCAUCGACCUCGCGUCAUCCGCGAGUAAGGACCAGUCCGGCUCCGGCUCUGGGGCGAGUUCAGACGCCCACUCUCGUCCGCGAGCGUCUACGUUCGGAGGUGUACCCUUGCCGCCCUCACCCUCGGACCACGUACGACCCGCUCCGAAGAAGACGGUACUCUCGCGCGCAGAGGAGGCCAACAAACAAGCGAACCGACCUUUGCUGUCGAGGCAACGCUCCGAUUCGUCGUUGCGCUCGAUUCCGUCCUCGUUGCAUCUCGGGGGCGCCUCGUUUGCUGAACGACGGCCCAUGUUGCACGCCGGGCUCAAGGCCGGUGCACUCUUCCUGUGUUCGCUCGUGGCACUCUACGUGUUGCUCAAGACGAUGCUUCCACCGAUCGACGAGGAGCACGAGAGCGCGGUCAAGCUGCCGAAAAGCUUUGACGAUCUCAAGGCGCUUAAUGUCGUACUCCAGGUGCGUGCCCGCGUCUCGCAUUGCAACCUAUGUACCUGUGCUGAACAACGAGUUGUUUGGCUAUUGAUAGAUCUACAAGCAACGGCACUACAACCGAGUGUUGGGUUGCUACGUCACUGUUUACAUGUUGUGAGUUCCUCCUUCGAACGGAUAAGCCCCACAACGUCCUGCAAGUUCUCUGACACACCCGAUUUGCUCCGCAUCAUAGCCUACAAGCCUUUUCCAUUCCGGGUAGCAUGUAUCUUUCGAUCCUAGGUGGCGCACUGUACGGUCUCAUGGCCUUGCCCUUAGUUUGUCUCGUCAGUUCGCCCGCUAUGCGCUCUUCCCUCCAGCUCGUCGAGUUCACAUCGCUAACUCCGCCACGGAUCCUCUCACCAUUUCCUCCCGCAGUGCGUCGCUACGGGCGCGUUGUUGUGUUACUUCAUCUCGCAAGCUCUAGGGCCCGCGGUCUUGCUCAAUUCCGAAAAGUGGCAACGCAGGGUCGACGCUUGGACCGCCCGCGUGUCUAAGCACAACGACAACCUCAUCUCUUACCUCAUCGUGCUCCGGUAAGUAUGAGCUGUAUUGGCUCUCCUCGGAAGCCCUUAGGCGCACCACUGACUGGACGCACUGCCCCCUCCCAGUAUCGCCCCCCUGCCCCCCCACUGGGUUGUCAAUGUCGUGGCGCCGCAUUUGGGCAUCUCGGUCUACAAGUUCUGGAUUUCGACUUUCUUCGGCAUCAUGGGCGUUUCGUACAUCCACGUCACGAUUGGUACGACGCUGGACCAAAUGACCUCCUCUUCCGACUUCCAUCUCAUCUCUUGGCAAAACGGCUUGGGUCUAGGAGGAAUCAUCGUCGCCGUACUCGUUCCGGUCGCGAUGAAGCGAUACUACAAACAGGACCUCGAGCAAGCCGCGGUUGACGAACCGGCCGAAGAAGAGGUUGUCGAAGGAGCAGAAGUGAGAAGAAGUGCAGAAUGGUCGAGAAGAGUAUCGGCGUCGGGCGGUGCGGGGGAAAGUGGGAGUGCGGGAAGGAGUCAGAGGAUCUCGAGUUUGGCUGGAACGGCUGGGACGGACGGGCCUAGCAUUCUUCCUAUUUACCACGAUCGUGCCGAGGUCCCGACUGGGUGGAACUCUUCUGCGAAGAAGCCGUUCUCGCUUGGCGAUGAUGACGAGGAUGGAGAUGAUGACGGUGGGAGUACAGGAGCAUGGGCCGGAUCGCAAGGCAACAUGGACAAAGCAUCGAAGCUGCUAGGCGUCACUGUCGUUCGGUAG